Schistocerca americana (American grasshopper) is the source of this 837-nucleotide messenger RNA. RefSeq lists its product as uncharacterized. The transcript has 3 exons. NCBI's taxonomy places the organism in Eukaryota, Metazoa, Arthropoda, Insecta, Orthoptera, Acrididae. The record is from RefSeq and is a predicted model, not a curated record. Bases 1 to 837 code for a protein of 278 amino acids.
AUGCAGCGUGACGUGUGCGCAGUGGCGGCGCGCCGCCUUCUGCCGGGCUACCAGCUGGUGGCGGGCGUGGGCCUGUACCGCGUCUACCGCACGCAGCGCGGCUUCAUCGACGCGGAGAACCGCUGCCUCCGCGACGGCGCGCACCUCGCCGUGCCGGAGACGCCGGCCGAGGCAAGGGCCAUCGCAGGCCUGCUGGCCGCGCACCGCCUGCACCACGCCUGGGUCGGCAUCCGGCGGCACGCGCCCUUCAUGCCCAAGUUCACCACCCUGCUGGGCGACGACGUGAAGAAGCUGGCGUUCCACGAGUGGGAGGAGGAGGGCGUGGUGCCGCUGGAGGACUGCUGCACGCUGAGCGGCCCGCGCGGCGGCCGCGGCGUCGGGCUGUCGGUGUGGCCGUGCUCGCGGCCGCUCACCUUCGUCUGCGAGCAGCCGGCGGGCGCCGCGCUGCCCCGCGGCUACUGGCUGGCCGGCGACGGCAGCGCGCUGCGCCUGCACCCGCUGUCCGAGGGCCGCGACGACGCCGCCGCCGCCUGCCGCGGGGAGGCCGCCCUGCUGGCCGUGCCGCGCACAGACUCCCACGCCGAGGAGCUGCUGGCCGCCUUGCACCGGCACAACGUCACCAGCGACGUCUUCGUCGGCAUACAAGCCGACGCCGGAAGCGGCUUCCACACUGAUGCGGGUGAGCCCUUGGAACUGCUGGCCUUCAAGAACUGGCUGCCAGGCCACCCGCAGCGGUCACGGGAGACUCGGCGGUGUGUCUGCAUGGAGAUCAGGGGCGUCCUCAAGGUCUGCGACUGCGAGCUGCCGCUGCCAUUCUUCUGCGAGAUACACUUCUGA